AUGGCAAAGCAGGACUGGGUAGUUUCAAAGCGCGGUAAAAAGUCCAAGGCGACGAUUUCAAAUGGAAUGGUUGCUGUUGAUUGUGAGAUGGUUCUAUGUGAAGAUGGCUCUGAAGCUCUAGUUAAAGUGUGUGUUGUUGAUGAAAAUUUACAGGUCCAGCUAGAUGAACUAGUAAACGCUCUUGUAAAAAAAGUUGCUGAUUACAGAACUGAGAUUACCGGAGUUUCUGCAUCAGAUUUGGAUAGAGUUACGUGUACAUUGGCUGACAUACAGAAACGCUUGAAGAAGUUGUUAUCAGGUGAAACUAUUUUAGUGGGACACAGUUUGUGUAAUGACCUGCAAACGUUGAAGAUAGACCAUGCAAGGGUGAUUGAUACUGCAUAUAUCUUUAAAUAUUCGGAUGGGCCUAUUUUUAGAAAACUUUCCUUGAAUUAUUUGUGCAAGUCUGUAUUGGGUUAUGAAGUCCGGAAGCCAGGUUCUCCACACAGUUGUCUAGAUGAUGCUUGUGCUGCAAUGAAACUUGUUCUUGCUAAGAUAAAGCGUGAAAUUGGCGAUAUUAUCCCCCCAGUUCAGGAGGAUGUACCUUAA
Prunus mume (Japanese apricot) is the source of this 588-nucleotide messenger RNA. The record is from RefSeq and is a predicted model, not a curated record. NCBI's taxonomy places the organism in Eukaryota, Viridiplantae, Streptophyta, Magnoliopsida, Rosales, Rosaceae.